Molecule: messenger RNA, 1101 nt
Organism: Chanos chanos (milkfish)
Lineage: Eukaryota; Metazoa; Chordata; Actinopteri; Gonorynchiformes; Chanidae
Gene: cxcr5
Product: chemokine (C-X-C motif) receptor 5
Exons: 3
Coding region: 1-1101 (366 amino acids)
Biological process (GO): G protein-coupled receptor signaling pathway; calcium-mediated signaling; immune response
Cellular component (GO): external side of plasma membrane; membrane
Molecular function (GO): C-C chemokine binding; C-C chemokine receptor activity
Source: RefSeq, a predicted model, not a curated record
AUGAAUGACAUAACACAGACUGCUAAUGAGAUUGAAGAUUUCACAGAUUUCCAGAAUUACUCAGAAGGCCCCACAACCGAUUCAAAUGACUUCAUCUGUGACGAUGUGAUUCAGCUGCAGUUCUUUCACACCAUUCUCCUGCCAUUGAUCUACAGUGCGGUCUUCUUGUUCGGCAUAACUGGAAAUGGGUUGCUCUUAACUGUCCUGCUGAAACGUCGAGACCCCCUGCGCAUCACUGAGAUUUAUCUCCUGCACCUGGCUGUGUCUGAUCUGCUUCUUCUUGUCACCUUCCCUUUUGCUGUGAUCCAGGGGCUGAAUAGCUGGGUCUUUGGGGACUUUCUGUGCAAGUUGGUUGGUCUACUGAACCGCAUAAACUUCCUCUGCGGCAGCCUGCUCCUGGCCUGUAUUGGCAUUGACCGCUACCUGGCCAUCGUCCACGCGGUGACCAGCCUGCAAAGCCGCCGGCCACGAACCGUGCACCAGACCUGUGCUGUACUCUGGCUCAUUAGUCUGGUGGUGUCAGUGCCCCACAUGGCCUUUCUGGGCGUUACAAAGAGUUUCAAUGACCCCAAUCGGCUUGUCUGUACUUUCCACAACCAUGGCCUUCACGCCAACAACUGGAACCUGGCCAAUCGCCUCAUUACCCUCAUGCUCGGUUUCCUCCUGCCACUGGUCAUCAUGAUAUACUGCUACACUGCUGUGGUCUCAACGCUUUGUCGCAGCCAAAGGGGUCUGGAGAAGCAGGGUGCCAUUCGCCUGGCACUGCUUGUCACCAUGGUCUUCUGUCUCUGUUGGCUACCUUACAACCUGGCCAUUAUGGUGGACACACUAGUGGUGCUGGGGAUUCUCCCUGAGCAAAGCUGCUGGGCCCGGGCCAGACUGGCGGAGGGGGUGAGCGUGACCGAGAGCAUUGGCUACACCCACAGCUUCCUCAAUCCAAUCCUCUAUGCAUUCGUAGGAGUGCGUUUCCGUGCGGAUCUCCUACGGCUGCUGUAUAGGUCGGGCUGUGGACAGGUGUGUGCACCCGUACUGGGAGGUGAGGGAUUCAACAGGGUGUCUGUGUCAGAGAUGGCCACCACAACCACAACCACAACCAUCUGA